This is a messenger RNA of Raphanus sativus (radish), 1452 nucleotides long. RefSeq lists its product as uncharacterized. Lineage: Eukaryota; Viridiplantae; Streptophyta; Magnoliopsida; Brassicales; Brassicaceae. The coding region runs from base 1 to 1452 and encodes 483 amino acids. Gene Ontology annotation, molecular function: nucleic acid binding; zinc ion binding. The transcript has a single exon. The record is from RefSeq and is a predicted model, not a curated record.
AUGCAAACGACGUCACAAGUACAAAGCGAUACGAUCUCUACUGCCUUAGCUGCGGUAACAGAACAACUCGCGACUCUAACGACGGUCUUAACAACUCGCUUGGCCCCUCCAGCCCAGCCGGUCGUUCACGACCCACUCCAACCCGCGCACCUUCAUCCUCCGCCACCAAUUCUCCAGCAACAACAACUCCCACCUGUUCACCCUCCUCGCCAACACCAACAUCGAUUACAAAACCAAUACCAGUUCGGUGAUGUUCGAGCUCAGGAUAUGUACGAAGAAGAGGAAGAAGAUCAUAGACGAGUUUAUCGAGAAGACAUACGACAACGAGAUAUCAUCAACAAUCGAUGGGAAAACAGCUUUAAGGUUGACAUACCUGAAUUUCACGGAGGUCUUAAAGGUGAUGAUCUUGUUGACUGGUUGAUCUCUGUUGAAGAAAUUCUUGACUUUAAGCAAGUUCCUCCUCACCGGCGGGUCUCUCUUGUUGCUAUGCGUUUUCGUGGACACGCCGCGACAUGGUGGAAACAACUCAAAACAACUCGUUCACGCACGGGAAAAACUCCAAUCCAGUCGUGGGACAAGCUCACCAAACACUUGCGCCAAACCUUCUUGCCGCACAACUACGAACGCACCAUGUAUACCAGACUGCAGAAUCUUCGUCAACGAUCACGCACCGUAGAUGAAUACGCAGAAGAGUUUGCUUUGUUGUUAACUCGUAAUGAGAUUAAUGACAGUCAAAUUCAACUGGUCUCGCGUUUUAUUGGAGGUCUCCGACCUCAACUACAGACGGCAAUGGCCCAGUUCGAUCCUUCGACUAUCGGUGAAGCUCAUCGUCGUGCAGCAUCUUUUGAACAACAAUCUCGGUCGGCUAACUGGAGUGCUUCCUCUACACGCCCGCGGUCUCAAGACCAGACAGCCAGCACUACACCUUCUCCGUCAGCAAAAGACGUUGCAGAUGCUACCACGUCGGCAACAAAACCUGCGGCACAAGACGAGCAACAGCUUCGCCGUUCAACGCGACCAAACACAGUGCGUUGUUACUCUUGCGGAGAACCAGGUCACAGGAUAAAUGCUUGUCCUCAUGCCUCGCGAAGAGGAUUAGUACUCGAUGAUUCCAUCGAUGAAGUGUAUGAUUCUCAGGAAGAAGAAGACCAAGAAGAUGCCUCCAACGUCCAUCACACGUCUGGCGAUAGUGGUCGGCUCCUGAUUCUUCAUCGAUCUUGUCUAGCACCACAAAAAAAAGACGACAAGUGGUUGAGAACAAAUAUUUUUCGUUCCACUUGUACCAUUAACGACCGCAUCUGCAACUUUAUCAUCGACUCGGGUUGUUGUCGUAAUGUCAUCUCUGCAGAAGCAGUAAGAAAAUUGGGCAUUCCCACAGAAUCUCACCCGGCACCUUACUCGUUGGGAUUGUUCCCGGCGCUACUCUCCCUAACCGGCCUCACUACCGUAUGA